Messenger RNA from Prorocentrum cordatum, 519 nucleotides. The record is from the annotation of a GenBank genome assembly. NCBI's taxonomy places the organism in Eukaryota, Dinophyceae, Prorocentrales, Prorocentraceae.
AUGCCGAAGCCCACGACGACGGGGAACAUGCCGCGGCGCUGGGCCGAGACGAGCGCCAGCGUGAUCCUCACGUCGACGCCGCUGGAGUACGUCACCAGGCGCACCCGGGGCCGCCGUGGCGCCGCCUUGCUCUCCGCGGCGCUCCCCGCGGGCCGCGCCUCGCCCGCGGCCGCGGGGAGGAGGCGCGCCGCCCAGCAGGCACCGCCCAGCAGCAGCGCGGCGCCCAGGCGCGCGCGCGCCGGCCGCGGCCCCAUCGCUGGAGACGGCGGCCAGCUGCUACAGCGGCGCGCGCCUGCGACCUGCGGGCGGCCGCUGGCCGGCGGUGAUCCCCGGCAGCGGCGCGGCGGCCUCCGCUUCGGUGGGCGCGCCGCUGCUGCGGGCGGCGCGCCGGCAGCGGCGGCCACUUCGCGCGCCCGCGCCCCUGGCCAGCCCGCACUCGUGCCGCCUGAGCGGCGCCAGUGGGAUCACAACGCUUGGGUCUUGAGCCAAAGUGGCUACGGACUCUUCGGGCGUUGCUAG